UAUGGCCUAGGAGGUGUGUGUAACUGGCAGGUGCUCAAGUGUCAAAAUAGAAGCAGAAUCACUGGCGGCAUACAUCCUGUGCUCCGCGGGCAAGACGCAAACAAGAAAAGCAGUUGAGUUGUUUGGUGCAAAAAGCAGCUUCCAGGAUCACUCCAGCCACGGUGCCGUUGUGAUCAAUCCGCAUUGAAAAGCUGUCUCUGAUACAACCUGAGUGUGUGCAAGAGAGGAGCAAGAUGCUUCACACCAGAGACAACUCCUUUCCAAGCAGCAGCGCAGGCGUCCCAGCAUCCUACGAAACACCAGCACUAGCAGACCUCCAGAGACUGAUUUGGUUCAGAGGAGGGUCUGAUAACCAUGUGGACCAAGUCUGGCCAAAUAUUUACCUGGGAGAUGCGUGGGCUGCUAGGAGUAUAACUACUAUUCAAAGCCUCAACAUAACUCAUAUCCUUAACGCAGCGGAUGGGCCAUAUAGCAUCAACACAGGAGCCAAAUAUUACAAAGAUCUGCAAAUAGAGUACUUCGGAAUAGAAGCAUUUGAUGAUCCUUCCUUUGAUUUAAGUAUCUUCUUCUACGAUGCUGCCAAUUUCAUAGGCAAAGCCUUAAACACUUCAGGAGGUAAAGUUUUUGUUCACUGUGCCAUGGGGGUAAGCCGCUCUGCAACAUUAGUGCUUGCCUUUUUGAUGAUCCAUGAAAACAUGACGCUCGUGGAUGCUCUGAAAACGGUGGGUUCUCACAGAGACAUCUGCCCAAACACAGGGUUUCUCAGCCAGCUGCGAGAACUGGACAUUAAAUUAAGCGAAGAGAGGAAAAGAACCAGAGAACCUGCUAGCAAAGCAUUGUAAAACAGUAUCACGAAAAAAGAGAGGACAAAACAUGACUUGAAUUUCCUGGAUCUCUUUGAAAUGAAUUGCAUUUGCAAACUAAGGAUAUAAGUUUAAGAUGCUCUAGAUUGUAUGUUGUUACUAAAAAUACAUUUUACCUGACCUUCCCGUUUUGCAAAGCCACCUUAGCUUACACUUACUGUUGGCUGUAUAUUAUAUCCUUCCCUCUCCACCUUAAAACAUUGCUCUCUGUUGGUUAAAAAAAAAAAAAAGGAUAUCAGAUUCCACUUCAGAAAUAGCUGCAUUUCAGCAACGAGUGAAGCUCAUAUCACUUUAUGAAGUGUUAGGCCAUUUGAGGUGAAAGAUGCUGUAUUAUUUAUGCUACAAUAAUGCUUAGAAGUUUUCUUACGAAUCAGCUGCCCCCCUUCCCCUUAGCUCUCUGUAUCCAAAAUGGUUUGUAUUUUGAAACCCGAAUCUGACUCUGGUUAGUUCUUGCUUUUACAAUUGGUGGAGCCUGUGAGCUGGGGGGUAAAGGGGCUGCUUAGAGGCAGAGCAGCUGGGAUACAGCACAAGCCACUCACAGAAACAGCUCCAAGUCUACAUCGAUUUCCUGUUGCUUGUUCAUCAGAUUGGUUUGAUUUUUUUUCCUGACGAAAAUAUCUUUCUUCAAGAGGGCACUUAAAUAUUGUUCCCCUUCUUUAAGAAAAUUCAUCCAGGACAUGCUGUGUAACGUGCUUUUGAAAAGGAAGGUGGGUUCCCAGCUGAGGCUCCCAAUAGCCACAUGAGCAGUGGGAGUGGGAGCACGAAGGCAUUUGACAACAAAGCUCAAUGGAUCCCAAGUCUCUCUGGCAGUUCAACAUUACAAAACUCAUGAUUUUCUUCCUCAAAAAUAAGGCCAUUAGCAUUGCAACAUCUUGUUCUGGGGCAUUUGCUUUUAUGAGAAGACUCAAGUGAAAACUGAAGGGAGACAGGAAUGGCAAGGGAAGUGCUGACAGACAUCAGACUUUCAUCUCUGUGUCUCUGGGCCACCAGAGCAGCACUCAAUAGCUACUGUCAUCUGAUGGAUCAGUGCUGCCUGGAAACUAUGAGAGCCACAUCUGGAUCUCGGCUCCCAGCGGACAAACACUCGCAGCACAAAGCCAGCUUGGGGAUGGCAGCUGUUUGCAUUCCUGCUACCACACUCUGGAAUGCAGAGGCAUGGAUGCUGCCCACUGUGGCGAACCAGCUGCUCAAAAGCAGCAAAGCAACAAGGAAAAACACGCCUUGCCAUUCCCAAUGCUGUUUGUAAGGCAGAUUCCUGUCUCCAUGAAGGGCAAGGGCUACUCAGCACCUUUUAUAAUUGUCUUUGGCCAUAUCUACAUCUGCUAUGUAGACUGGGAGCAAGAGCUUGGAGCAAGGUGCUGAGGCCUUGUCUCACAGUGUGAGUACAGGGGGCUUUAGUUCCCUGCGUAAAGAAACCUGCCCAUGGGCUGCAGGGCUGCUCUGCAAGGCAGCACACGCACAGCACAUGGUCGUCUGAAAAGCCCGUUUUAGACCCAAAUCAAAGGCAAUAUGCACACCUUCAUUACCAAUUACCUUAGAAUGGGGAAAAAAAAAAAAAAAGAAAGAAAGAAAGAAAGGAAUAAAAAGCUUCAAUUUGCAGGACGAGCAGUAAAAUAAAGUAAAAUGAAAUAAAGUAAAAUAUGGAAACAGAUCAGGACGCCCCAGGAACAAGAGCCUCCUCGGCCCAGCUCCCGUCCGCACGCACGCCCCAGCGGCGCAGCACAUCACGGCCGUGCCCGCGCUGCCCCCCGCAGCCACCAGGUGGCGGCCUCGGCGUGGCGUAGCGUUGCUCGCCAG
Messenger RNA from Lagopus muta (rock ptarmigan), 2660 nucleotides. Its product is annotated as dual specificity protein phosphatase 13-like. Gene Ontology annotation, molecular function: MAP kinase phosphatase activity; protein tyrosine/serine/threonine phosphatase activity. Gene Ontology annotation, biological process: protein dephosphorylation; negative regulation of MAPK cascade. The coding region runs from base 234 to 842 and encodes 202 amino acids. The record is from RefSeq and is a predicted model, not a curated record. The transcript has 4 exons. Lineage: Eukaryota; Metazoa; Chordata; Aves; Galliformes; Phasianidae. Gene Ontology annotation, cellular component: cytoplasm.